Anoplophora glabripennis (Asian longhorned beetle) is the source of this 1117-nucleotide messenger RNA. Its product is annotated as UPF0598 protein CG30010. The transcript is spliced from 2 exons. The coding region runs from base 157 to 819 and encodes 220 amino acids. Lineage: Eukaryota; Metazoa; Arthropoda; Insecta; Coleoptera; Cerambycidae. The record is from RefSeq and is a predicted model, not a curated record.
CAAUUUGAAUUUUUUUCUCUCAAUGUCUACGCAUGAAAAAAUUUCACUCCUCGCCACUGGUGAUAACCUACCUAUCAUACGAGAUAGAAGUAAAUGCGUAUUUACUUUUUAAAACUAGUUAAUUGUCAAUGGUGCAGAAAAAGGUAACAGGAAAAGAUGAUUACAGAAAUCCGAAAUCUGAUAUUGUUAUCAUCCAGUGUGAAAAUUAAUAAGCAAGGCCAAUUUUUUAGAAAUGUAUCUUAUGUUCAAGGUCAAGAACCAGAACCCAAAAUUAGAGAAUACUUUUAUUACAUUGAUCAUCAAGGAAUGUUAUUUUUAGAUGAUGCCCGGAUGAAGAAUUUCACAUCCUGUUUUAAGGAAAAAAAAUUUUUAAGAUUCUUCUUUAAUUGUUUAACAAUUAAUACUACAGGACGUUACAAAGAAUUUCCUUAUAUUUCUCUCUGUGGAAAAGAACGGAAUUUUGUUAAGUGUGACGACUACCCGUUUGUAUUUACACAUGUUUUAAACAAAGAAGAUCAAGAAGAAUUAAGAUUAGCUUAUAAUCACGCCGGAGAUUUUUUAACAUUAACAUUUCAACCAGAAAAAAUUUUCAUGUUGCCAGAAACUGGCAGAGUAUAUCAUCCAGCACCUGACAGAGCCGGAUCCAUUGGCCUAAUAAGGUCCAAGUUAGCUAUAGAAUUUAGCAAAUACUUUUUGUUUGAUGAAGGGGAAUUUAGUCCACCAACCCAAUUUAUAUAUGAAAACAAAACUUAUAACUUAGACAGACACUGGUAUCAUAAUGUAAUAAAGACUAAGCCAAUUCAAACAAUUGGCAUAUAAGUACUUUCUUUAAUAGUUAUUUUAAAUACAAAUAUAAAACAGUAUAGCAAAAUUAGAAUGCCUAAUGACUUCAGAAAGCACUGACAUAGUCCGGAUUCUGUCUAUAAUGAUUUAUGAAGGUAUAAAUAAAAUCUCCAACAAUUUUUCUGAAAGAUCAAGGGUAGUCUGAUAUUUCAUCUGGAAACUAAUUUUUAAUAGUAUUAAGUUUGUGGCUAGUUAUCUUUGCAUAUUUUUUAUUUUUUGUUCUUAUAGUUUUUCUUGAUAAAAUGUUAAAUUAAUAAAGCAAAUAGAAAUUUUA